Molecule: messenger RNA, 2678 nt
Organism: Physcomitrium patens
Lineage: Eukaryota; Viridiplantae; Streptophyta; Bryopsida; Funariales; Funariaceae
Product: beta-glucosidase 4
Biological process (GO): carbohydrate metabolic process
Molecular function (GO): beta-glucosidase activity
Source: RefSeq, a predicted model, not a curated record
UGUCCUCGAAGAACGGAUGGUGCAUCCUUCAGUAGGUCACAGUACAGCCUUUUCCAGAUUCGCACAACAAUGCACGCUAUUUUUGAGCUCAUCCCUGAUUCUAUUUUUAACAUUUUUAUUUCGUUGUCCUUUUCUAGUUAAGAUCUCAGGAGGCGACAUCCGGACUUUCAAGACAGUGCGUCUGAGAGAUGGUGAGCAUGUAUGAACGUUGGUGGCUAUGGCGGGUCCGAAGGAGAUUUUACGAGUGGUUUGUGCAGACUAUUCUGGUUGACUGAUCAUUGACUGAAUGGUGACGCUGGAGCCGAUGGCAAGAUGCCAUGCAUUCGGGUACGCACUGCCCCGGGGAGCUUUUAUUCUGCUCGCCAUCCCCGUCAUGGUUCUAUUCUUCGUGCAGCUCCCCAAGGCCAUUCUGCCGCAACGCCUCGAUCCAGUUGUGCUGCCCUGCAGAAUGAGCGCCACUCACAGCAAUGGCACCGAUUGCGUGCCCUUCCACCGAUCGCUGUUCCCGGACAAAUUCGUGUUUGGGGCUGCCACGGCUGCUUUCCAGGUGGAAGGCGCUGCGUACGAGGGAGGUCGGGAGACAAACAUUUGGGACACAUUCUCGAAAACCCCAGGGAAGACUGUGGAUGGAAAGGAUGGCGAUGUGGCAAGCGACCAGUAUCACAAGUACUUGGAAGACAUCGACCUGAUGAGCCAGAUGAAUCUUGAUGCGUUUCGAUUCUCCAUCGCCUGGUCGAGAAUCAUGAAACUAGGUGGGCCAAACCCAGUCGUGAACCAAGAAGGAGUGGCGUACUACAAUAACCUUAUAAAUGGUCUUUUGAAAAAAGGUAUCCAACCAUACGUGACACUUUAUCACUGGGACCUUCCGCAGUCUCUUUAUGAUUCAUAUCGCGGCUGGAUUGACCGCAGAGUUGUGAAUGAUUUUGCGUUGUACGCUGAGACUUGUUUCGCUGCAUUCGGCGAUCGAGUCAAGCACUGGAUGACAUUCAACGAGCCUCAGCAAUUUUCUAAUCUUGGAUAUGGAAUUGGAUUACACGCACCUGGAAGAUGCUCUGACCGAAUGAAAUGUCCUGAAGGUAACUCAGCUACGGAGCCUUACCUUGCGGGCCACAAUGCGCUUCUUGCUCAUGCUGUAGCUGUCGACAUAUACCGGAAAAAAUUCAAGGCCACACAGGGUGGCAUGGUGGGCAUUGCGGUGGACUGCGAGUGGGGUGAGCCGAUGACCGAUUCUCCUGCAGAUAAAGAAGCUGCAGAGCGACAUGUGCUUUUCCAGUUGGGCUGGUUUUUGGAUCCAAUAUACUAUGGCGAUUAUCCAGCAGUCAUGCGCAAAUAUGUGGGUGACCGAUUGCCUUUGUUUACUCCGGACGAGAUCACAUUGCUGAAAGGAUCCUUGGACUUCAUCGGCCUUAACCACUACACUUCCAGAUUUGUAGCUGCCGGUACUCCUCCAGCGAAUGCACUGGCCAGCAGCUAUUGGGAAGAUCAGGCAAUGGUGUCUUCAGUGACGCGGAAUGGAGAAUUAAUUGGAAAUCGGGCGGCUUCAGAGUGGCUAUACAUAGUACCUUGGGGUAUUGGGAAAACUUUGUUGUGGCUGACAGAGCGAUACCAAAAACCGUUGCUGUACAUCACAGAAAAUGGUAUGGAUGACUCGGACGACCUCGGCAACACCAAGCUUGCGACAGAUUUUCUAAACGAUUCCAACCGUAUCGCUUACUAUGAAAACUAUCUGUCAUCUGUUCUUGAAUCCAUUCGGAAUGGUGCGAAUGUGCGUGGAUAUUUUGCCUGGUCCCUUAUGGACAAUUUCGAGUGGGCCAUGGGCUACACUAGGCGGUUUGGGCUAGUCUUCGUAGACUACGACCAUGACCAGAAGAGGUAUUUGAAGGACUCUGCCAAGUGGUAUUCCCGGUUCCUAUCUCGCCCCAUGUGAGUACUCCCACGACGAACCCCACUAUAAUUUUGGAUGUGGAGGCAGCAGCACUAAGGCAUACAUUUUGCUCCUGAAAAUGUAUAUUGUCUUAUCUCUUCAUCUAUAAAUACGUAUCCAUCUCUCAUGAAUGUAGACUAUUUUCAACUUGAAUGCUCCAUAUGUACAAUGUCCAGUGUUUUUCUUUGGUUGGGAACUUGCUUAUUGCCUGUUAUACUACCUUCUUGGAAGGCCUGCUUCAGAGCAUGAGGAUGGGCUACUCCCCCAAAAAGAGAAUCAAAAUCUGGAGAUUAAUCUCCUGGGGUCAGACAAACACACCAUGGCUCACCCCAGUUAGUUUCCCACCUCAAUAAGCGUGCCCAGUGGGCCUGGGUAGACAUUGUAUUAGAGGUUUUAUUCCUAGCUAUGAGAAACAUAACUGGAGAAACCUAGAAACUUGCUAUCUCAUGGACUAGACAGAAGUGGUGUCUGACAGGCUUGGUACUGAUGUUGCCAUAAGUACCAAGCCUGUGCUUUAGCAGUUUAGGCUCAUGACCACCUUGCAUGUUGUUGUGAUGUCACACAAACCAUGCUGAUUCUCACUUGUUGCUUCCUCUGGUUGGUUAUUUUAGUUGGUACAUAUACCAUCCACUGGCUCUGGUUGUGGUAGCUCACAUAACAGGGUUUAGUACAUCACUUUCAAACCAUAGUAGUCUAAUCCAACCAUGUCCUUACAUUUACGAAAUUCUAAGAUUUAGUUUGUUUGAUGGUCUUC